Molecule: messenger RNA, 5091 nt
Organism: Ochotona princeps (American pika)
Lineage: Eukaryota; Metazoa; Chordata; Mammalia; Lagomorpha; Ochotonidae
Gene: STXBP5L
Product: syntaxin binding protein 5L
Exons: 28
Coding region: 245-4228 (1327 amino acids)
Biological process (GO): regulation of exocytosis; regulation of protein secretion
Cellular component (GO): SNARE complex; cytoplasm; plasma membrane
Molecular function (GO): myosin II binding; syntaxin binding; GTPase activator activity
Source: RefSeq, a predicted model, not a curated record
GUGCAGGUGGCAGGGCUGCGAAGGGAGGCAAGUAGACACACCUGGAGGCUCACAGAGCUGGUUGCAAAACACUUGUCCAAUCAGACCAAGGUAACUCUCCCUGCAGCCCUGGACUACGGGCACCCAAGUUCGCACGCCUGCAGGCUUUCUAUUGAUUCACACUCGCGUCCUUCAACAGGUAGCGCCAAUUACAGCCCCCAACACACGACUCCGCAGGAGACUGGCCAACGUCGCUGUCCGUCAAAUGCGCACGUCUACUUUUCUAAAUUCCUCUCCCCCUCCCUCUCUCUUUGGCUUUUUCCUUGGGCCUAUCCCCAGAUGUCUUCCGCGCCUGGAGACCGUGGAACCGGGCUCUGUGGAGCCUAGGAUUGGUGUCGAGCUCUUCCAGCCCUUUGACGUCCAGGAGCGCUCCCCUCCCUCUCCGCCGCCCCGCGCGGCCCGGGGGCGGGGCCGGCUCGGGGGCGGAGCCUGCCUCCCACGGCGGGAGGGCGGAGCCUGCGCUGGAGCCGCCUGCUCGCUUAGGACCUCGGAGAGCGCCCGGCGCCGCGACCAGAGGGACUGGAGAGGCGGCCGGAGCCGGGCCGGACAGACGCCUGCGAGCCCGCCUCUCUCUGCGCCCGCAGCUUCUCAGGCUGGCAGGCAGCUAGUGGCGUCUGAGGAAGAUUUUAAAAUGAAGAAGUUUAAUUUCCGGAAAGUUUUGGAUGGCUUAACUGCCUCCUCCCCAGGCAGUGGUAGCAGCAGUGGCAUUAACAGCGGUGGUGGAGCUGGCAGUGGUUCCCUGCAUCCAGGGGGGACUGCAGGGGCCCUCAGAGAGGAGAUUCAAGAAACCCUGACUUCAGACUAUUUCCAGAUCUGCAAGACAGUUCGACAUGGCUUUCCGUACCAACCCACAGCAUUAGCCUUUGAUCCAGUUCAGAAAAUCUUGGCUAUUGGAACAAGAUCAGGUGCUAUAAGAAUACUCGGGAGACCUGGUGUUGAUUGUUAUUGCCAACAUGAAAGUGGUGCAGCUGUUCUACAGCUCCAAUUCUUGAUCAACGAGGGUGCUUUGGUCAGUGCAAGUUCAGAUGAUACACUUCAUUUGUGGAACCUUAGACAAAAAAGGCCAGCUAUUCUUCAUUCUCUUAAAUUUAACCGAGAACGAAUUACUUACUGUCAUCUACCUUUCCAGAGUAAAUGGCUCUAUGUUGGAACAGAAAGAGGAAAUACACAUAUUGUAAAUAUUGAAUCUUUCAUUCUUUCUGGAUACGUUAUCAUGUGGAACAAGGCCAUUGAACUGUCCACCAAGACUCAUCCAGGGCCAGUUGUACAUUUAAGUGAUAGUCCAAGAGAUGAAGGGAAACUCCUGAUAGGAUAUGAAAAUGGAACUGUAGUAUUCUGGGAUUUGAAAUCUAAAAGAGCAGAUUUGAGAGUUUAUUAUGAUGAGGCUAUUCAUUCAAUUGAUUGGCAUCAUGAGGGCAAACAGUUCAUGUGCAGCCAUUCAGAUGGUAGCUUGACCUUAUGGAACUUGAAAAGCCCAAGCCGCCCUUUCCAGACCACAGUUCCACAUGGAAAAAGUCAAAGAGAAGGAAGAAAAUCUGAAUCUUGUAAACCAAUUCUUAAAGUAGAAUACAAGACCUGCAGAAACAGUGAACCAUUCAUAAUAUUCUCUGGUGGACUGUCCUAUGACAAAGCUUGCAGAAGACCAAGUUUAACCAUCAUGCAUGGAAAAGCAAUUACAGUGCUUGAAAUGGAUCAUCCUAUUGUUGAAUUUUUAACUUUAUGUGAAACACCCUAUCCAAAUGAAUUUCAGGAACCGUAUGCUGUAGUGGUGCUUCUGGAAAAAGAUCUCAUUGUAGUUGAUCUGACACAAAGCAAUUUUCCCAUCUUUGAAAAUCCGUAUCCCAUGGAUAUUCAUGAAUCACCAGUUACAUGCACUGCAUAUUUUGCUGAUUGCCCUCCGGAUUUGAUCUUGGUGCUCUAUUCUAUAGGAGUCAAGCAUAAAAAGCAAGGAUACAGUAAUAAGGAAUGGCCAAUUAGUGGAGGAGCUUGGAACCUUGGAGCACAAACAUAUCCAGAAAUCAUUAUUACUGGUCAUGCAGAUGGAUCAAUAAAAUUUUGGGAUGCUUCUGCAAUAACUCUACAAAUGCUCUACAAACUAAAAACUUCAAAAGUUUUUGAAAAGCAGAAGGUAGGAGAAGGAAAACAAACAGGAGAAAUUGUGGAGGAGGACCCUUUUGCUGUGCAGAUGAUUUACUGGUGUCCGGAGAGCAGAAUAUUCUGUGUAUCAGGAGUCUCUGCAUACGUCAUAAUUUAUAAAUUCAGUAGACAUGAAAUUACAACAGAAAUAGUGUCAUUAGAAGUACGACUUCAGUAUGAUGUUGAAGAUAUUAUCACUCCCGAACCAGAAACAAGUCCUCCAUUUCCAGAUCUCUCAUCCCAGCUUCCAUCUUCAAGGAGUCUUUCCGGGAGCACCAACACUGUGGCUAGUGAAGGAGUAAUAAAGGACAGUAUUCCAUGCCUCAAUGUGAAGACCAGACCAGUGCGAAUGCCUCCAGGGUAUCAAGCCGACCUCGUUAUUCAGUUGGUGUGGGUAGAUGGUGAACCUCCUCAACAAAUUACUAGUCUUGCUGUAAGUUCAGCAUAUGGAAUAGUUGCUUUUGGGAAUUGCAAUGGAUUAGUUGUGGUGGAUUUUAUACAGAAGACAGUACUGCUAAGCAUGGGAAUCUUUGAUCUAUAUAGAUCAAGUGAACUGUACCAGCGACAACCACGGUCUCCUCGUAAGAACAGGCAAUUCAUUGCAGACAACUUUUGCAUGCGUGGCCUGUCUAACUUUUAUCCUGAUUUAACGAAACGGAUCCGUACUUCCUAUCAGAGUUUAACUGAGCUGAAUGACAGUCCCGUCCCCCUGGAACUGGAGCGCUGCAAGUCUCCCACUUCAGACCAUGUAAAUGGACAUUGCACAAGUCCAACUUCUCAGAGCUGCAGUUCUGGAAAACGUCUUUCUAGUGCUGAUGUUUCUAAAGUUAAUCGCUGGGGUCCUGGAAGACCACCAUUUCGAAAGGCACAGUCAGCUGCUUGCAUGGAGAUACCUUUACCACUUACAACAGAAGAAACCCGUGAAAAUUCCUAUAAUCGUUCCAGAAGCUCUAGUAUCUCCAGUAUUGACAAAGACUCUAAGGAAGCCAUCACAGCGUUAUACUUCAUGGAAUCCUUUGCACGGAAAAACGACUCCACCAUCUCCCCUUGUCUGUUUGUUGGAACUAGUCUGGGAAUGGUGUUAAUCAUAUCCCUAAACCUGCCAAUAGCAGAUGAACAAAGGUUUACAGAACCAGUCAUGGUAUUGCCAAGUGGUACAUUCCUCUCAUUGAAAGGAGCCGUGCUAACUUUCUCCUGUAUGGACCGAACUGGAGGAUUAAUGCAGCCACCAUAUGAAGUUUGGAGGGAUCCAAACAGCAUGGAUGAAAAUGAAAAAUCCUGGAGAAGGAAACUGGUCAUGAACUCCUCUGCAACCCAAGAAAUAGGAGAUCAUCAGUAUAUAAUAAUAUGCUCCGAAAAACAAGCCAAAGUCUUCUCACUGCCUUCUCAGACUUGCCUUUAUGUUCAUAACAUCACUGAGACAUCUUUUAUAUUGCAGGCAGAUGUGGUGGUCAUGUGUAACAGUGCCUGCUUGGCAUGCUUUUGUGCUAAUGGGCAUAUUAUGAUAAUGAGCCUACCUAGUCUUCGACCAAUGUUGGAUGUUAAUUAUUUACCGCUGACAGACAUGCGGAUAGCACGGACAUUUUGUUUUACCAAUGAGGGGCAGGCUUUAUAUCUUGUCUCCCCUACUGAAAUUCAGCGGUUAACCUACAGCCAAGAAAUGUGUGACAAUCUACAGGAUAUGCUAGGAGAUUUGUUUACUCCCAUAGAGACACCAGAAGCUCAAAACAGAGGUUUUCUUAAGGGACUAUUUGGUGGAAGUGGACAAACCUUUGACCGGGAAGAGCUCUUUGGGGAAGCUUCUGCAGGAAGAGCAUCGCGUAGUCUUGCACAACACAUUCCUGGACCAGGUGGAAUAGAAGGGGUGAAGGGUGCUGCUGGAGGGGUGAUGGGAGAGCUGACCCGGGCACGAAUUGCACUGGAUGAGAGAGGACAGAGAUUAGGAGAGCUGGAAGAGAAAACUGCAGGCAUGAUGACAAGCGCAGAAGCCUUUUCCAAACACGCACAUGAGUUAAUGCUGAAAUACAAGGAUAAGAAAUGGUACCAAUUCUAACUGCGAAAAGAGCUGUGACUGCUUUGAGAAACCAUUAUUCAGGGAAACCAAAUUUAUUCCCAGCAUCUCUAGUCAACCGCUAGAAGCCAGUUUCUUCUACAAAAUGUUCCAUUGCAACUCAACUGAAAUUAACAUAAAGGAAACUUAUCAGAGACGCUGUACAACCCAACAGCUGGAACCCUGGUAAAACCCCCAAAAAGGUGGAAUUUGUCUUUUCCCAUAUGGAAUGGAGCUGUCGUACUGGCAUGUCCUUUGCUAAGGGUUUACAUUUAGAAACCAUGGGGAGUCCUUCUGAUUUGAAAAUUCCUGUACAAACAAAACCAUUAAUGCACUUAAUGAAAAAAAAAUCUUUGCAUGUAAAUUAACAUCUUAAAAGGAAAAGAAAAAUAAGCAUGUUGUGACAGAAGAAAAAAAGAUUUAUGGUAAACUAUUUUUAUAAAUUGGGCCAUAUCCAACAAUUUAAAAAAUAUGCAUUAGGAGAUAGCAGUACAUUUGAAGAAAAUUUUCCAUACCCAAAUGAAAGGAAAGCAAAACAAAACCCCAGAGUUUUUCUUCUCAUCUGUAAUUUAAUUAUACUAGGACAUCAUUGAGUCUUCAUGGCAAGAGUCUAAUUAAUAUUCUUCUCUCUAUGUAGUAUUUUCACAUCAUUCACAGGUCUCAGUCAUAACGAGUAUUGCCAGCAUAGUAAGUUAUUUGCAUUUCUGUCACCUUCAGAACAGGUUGUUGUUUUUAGUCACAUACUGUACAAGGUUGGGUCACCUCAAAGCACUUUCUCAGUCUGGCUUGUACUCUAUGCAGGGAAGUUGACAAUAGGUUUGGGAAAACUAGACUAGCGCAACCAUGUAGUUAGCUCUGAGGACUGA